GGAGGAGGUGACAGAUGAGUCGAAGCCGAAGCCUAAGUUUAUGACAAAUGUAUCCGCCCCAAAGAUCCCUGAUGGGGAUAAAGUGGAUUUUGAUGACAUCCACAGGAAGCGUCUGGAUAAGGAUCUGUCUGAGCUGCAGUCUCUCAUCGAGGCUCACUUCAUCCAGAGGAAGAAAGAGGAGGAGGAGCUCAUCGCCCUCGUGAACAGAAUCGAGAAGCGUCGUGCAGAGAGAGCAGAGCAGCAGAGGGUCAGGGCAGAGAGAGAGAAGGAGAGGCAGGCCAGACUUCUGGAGGAGAAGGAACGUAGGGAGAUGGAGGACCAGCGUAAGAAGCUGGGUGAUGACGCCAAGAAGAAGAAGGCUCUCUCCAACAUGACCCAGCAGUACAGUGCUGGACAAAAGACUGACACCAGAAAAGGAGGCAAGAAGCAAACUGAGAGGGAGAAGAAGAAGAAGAUCCUGGCUGACCGCAGGAAGACUUUCAACAUUGAUCAUCUGAACGAAGAUAAACUCAAGGAGAAGGCCAAUGAGCUGUGGCAGUGGCUGAUGGGUCUGGAAGCUGAGAAGUUUGACCUCAGUGAGAAACUCAAAAGACAGAAAUAUGAUAUUAACCAGCUUCUUGCUCGAGUCCAGGAUCACCAGAGGUAAGAACAGAAACCCCUCAAUACAGUGGAUUUACAUCCCGACUAUAGAUACUGGACUUGUGUCUGUUUUGAUUUUCUUACUUGUCCAAAUAAAUCUUUUCUUCUGUUUGUAGAGAAUAAAUAUUUAAAUAAACAUCAAUAUAUAGUUAGACCUUCACACAUUUUGUCUGGUUUCAGUCAUGAAAUCGGUUACAGUUUAAAGUUCUUUAUUUCGCAGACUCUCAGCCACAAACCUCUGAGUUUAUUCAUUGCAUACUGUAGUGAAUUUAUAUUGUGUAAUCUGGUUCAUUUAAGCAGUUUUGUUGAUCAGACUGGAACAGGUUGUAAGUGAUAAACCUAAGUGAAAAAUACAUUUAAAAAACUGUCCCAGAGAAACGUUUUAACUUAUCUGUGAAAUAUAUUCGUGCCUAUGAAGCAGAUAAAUAUAUUUUUUUAUCUCAAGACAAAUGUGCGUGGAAACGUCCUAUAAAACAACUUAGUAUUUUUAUAUUUUCUAUUUGAUCAUAACUGGAGAAAACUGAGACGGAUUUUGCAAAUUUUGUACCAUCAUAAUGUAAAAGCACUUAUAGAGACAAUAUGUUUAAAGCCAUUUGUGUCUGUUUUUAACUAAACUAUUUUGAGCCAAAACACAACCUAUUGAUCAGCUCCUUGGUUUCACUGCUGAAUGGUUUCC
Pleuronectes platessa (European plaice) is the source of this 1315-nucleotide messenger RNA. RefSeq names its product troponin T2d, cardiac (gene tnnt2d). The record is from RefSeq and is a predicted model, not a curated record. Bases 41 to 646 code for a protein of 201 amino acids. The transcript has 9 exons. Gene Ontology annotation, biological process: sarcomere organization; cardiac muscle contraction; regulation of muscle contraction. Gene Ontology annotation, molecular function: tropomyosin binding; troponin I binding; troponin C binding. NCBI's taxonomy places the organism in Eukaryota, Metazoa, Chordata, Actinopteri, Pleuronectiformes, Pleuronectidae. Gene Ontology annotation, cellular component: troponin complex.